AUGGCGUCGCAUGAUCCAUAUGUUAUUGUUGUUGGAGCAGGACCAUCAGGUCUUCUUCUGAGCUUGCUCCUUGCUCGCAACAACGUAUCGGUCACACUGGUUGAGAAGACAUUGACGCUGGACAAGCAACCGAGAGCCACCCAUUAUGCCGGACCUGCGGUUGAGAUCCUGCAUCGCGCAGGCCUCAUGGAAGAUGUGGUCCGCCAAGGCUUCUAUCCGAACAAACUCACGUACAGGACCUUCGGAAACAAGGUGCUCGGUACUCUGGACCACACCGUAUUGCCAGAGGACCCCAACAGACUCGUCUGUCUACCACUAGAUCAGCUUGGUCGUAUCCUGCUUUCGCAUCUGGAGAAACAACCCAAUGCUGAGAUAUUGUGGGACUAUGAAGUUGUUGACAUCCGCGACGACAAUGGCCUCGGCGUCAUCACCGCGAAGACUUCGAGCGGUACCAAAGACCUCCGAGCCAAAUACGUGGUCGGGUGCGACGGCGCGAAUAGCAUAAUUAGAAGAAAACUAUUCGGCGACUGGGAAUUCCCGGGCAAGACUUGGGAUACACAGGUUGUGGCAACAAAUGUGUACUACGACUUCCACAAAUUUGGCUACGAGGACGCGAACUUUAUCGUAGACCCGGAGCACUGGUACAUGGCAUCGAGAAUCUCCAAGGACGGAGUCUGGCGCGUCAGCUAUGGUGUACCCGCUGCGCUGAGCAAAGAUGAGCUGCUUGCCGCGCAAGAAGAAAAAUGGAGAAAGAUGCUGCCUGGCAACCCCUCCCCGCAGGAUUACCGCAUCGUCAAUUUCAGCCCCUACAAAGUUCAUCAACGUCUUGCAGAAUCAAUGCGAGUGGGACCUUUCGUGCUCGCUGCAGACGCUGCUCAUCUAUGCAAUCCUUUCGGCGGCCUAGGUCUCACCGGUGGCAUCGUAGACGUGGGAGGCCUGGUAGACUGCUUGGUCGGCGUUCAUGAGGGUAAAGCCAAUGACAGCAUCCUGGACAUCUACUCCCAGGUUCGGCGCGAGAAGUACCUGCAGUUCAUUGACCCUGUGUCGAGCUCGAACUUGGUACGCAUGUACGACAGUGAUCCAGAUUCGCUGGUGGGGAGGGAUGAGUUCCUCAAAGCUAUGAACGCGGCUGGCAACGACCCUGUCAAGAUUAAGGCGCUUGUUGGUGGCAUCAACACUAUCACUCACGACUUUUCUAAGCAUUUCAAUGUCAACGGCGCGGUGGAGUCUUAG
Colletotrichum chrysophilum is the source of this 1233-nucleotide messenger RNA. RefSeq lists its product as uncharacterized. Gene Ontology annotation, biological process: 3-(3-hydroxy)phenylpropionate catabolic process. The coding region runs from base 1 to 1233 and encodes 410 amino acids. The transcript is spliced from 3 exons. The record is from RefSeq and is a predicted model, not a curated record. Gene Ontology annotation, molecular function: FAD binding; 3-(3-hydroxyphenyl)propionate hydroxylase activity. NCBI's taxonomy places the organism in Eukaryota, Fungi, Ascomycota, Sordariomycetes, Glomerellales, Glomerellaceae.